AUGUCUCAAAAUAAUACUAUACAAGUAACCGGUUCAAAGUUGACACUGGACUCUAAUAAUGAUCAGGAAACGGGACAAACUUCAUUACACGCCCAAGCAUUUAACGGAAACAUGGGAAGCAAUAAUACCAUUAACAAAGGAGAACAACAGCAGGCACCAGAGGAGAAAACUAAAGAGCAACCAUUUUAUGUUAAUGCUAAACAGUAUAAUCGAAUAAUUAAAAGGAGACAAGCUAGAGCUAGAUUAGAAGAAAUACUACAAAGAAACCUACUUGAAAGAGAAAGAAAACCAUACUUGCAUGAAUCGAGGCAUCGUCACGCUAUGCGAAGACCAAGAGGACAAGGUGGAAGAUUUUUAACAUCAGCAGAAAUAAAAGAAAUGGAAGAAAAGAAAAUAGAAGAUGCUAAACAAUCAUCGGAACACAAAGAUAAUACUUCUAACCAUGAAGUACCUAAAAAUGAAAAUGGCAAUGACGUUAAUAGGACCAUUACCGAAAACUGUAAGACUAAACUGAAAAAGCCCAGCAUUAUAAUAGAGACAACAACAGAAAAUUUGUAA
Molecule: messenger RNA, 558 nt
Organism: Saccharomycodes ludwigii
Lineage: Eukaryota; Fungi; Ascomycota; Saccharomycetes; Saccharomycodales; Saccharomycodaceae
Gene: HAP2
Product: transcription activator HAP2
Exons: 1
Coding region: 1-558 (185 amino acids)
Biological process (GO): regulation of transcription by RNA polymerase II
Cellular component (GO): CCAAT-binding factor complex
Molecular function (GO): RNA polymerase II cis-regulatory region sequence-specific DNA binding; DNA-binding transcription factor activity, RNA polymerase II-specific
Source: RefSeq, a predicted model, not a curated record